Messenger RNA from Paramisgurnus dabryanus, 752 nucleotides. RefSeq names its product myosin, light chain 2a, regulatory, cardiac, slow (gene myl2a). The record is from RefSeq and is a predicted model, not a curated record. Gene Ontology annotation, molecular function: calcium ion binding. NCBI's taxonomy places the organism in Eukaryota, Metazoa, Chordata, Actinopteri, Cypriniformes, Cobitidae.
UCACUUCCUAAAGAGGACAUGUGUUAUUUAUAUCGGCCAGUAGACAACGGCACGGAUCAUCUACAAAAGGCCUCCGUCUGAACUUGAUUGUUCAGCUGCAGUUCAGGAGUCUGUCAUUGUUCUGCGCGCCUCCAUCCUACGACAGCCAUGGCACCCAAGAAAGCAAAGAAAAGGGCUGCAGAAGGAGCAAACUCCAAUGUCUUCUCCAUGUUCGAACAGGCUCAGAUCCAGGAGUUCAAAGAGGCGUUUACCAUUAUGGAUCAGAACAGAGAUGGAUUCAUUGACAAAAAUGAUCUGAGAGAUACCUUUGCAGCUCUAGGACGUCUGAAUGUGAAACAAGAAGAAAUUGACGACAUGUUGAAGGAGGCAUCCGGGCCAAUCAAUUUUACAGUUUUCCUUACUAUGUUUGGAGAGAAACUCAAGGGUGCUGAUCCAGAGGAAACCAUCCUAAACGCUUUUAAAGUUUUCGAUCCGGAGGGAAAUGGAAUUCUGAAGAAGGAAUAUGUUACAGAGAUGUUGACCACACAAGCAGACAGAUUUUCUCCAGAAGAGAUGGAGCAGAUGUUUAUCGCCUUCCCUCCAGAUGCUAUGGGAAACCUGGACUACAAAAAUCUGGUUCAUAUCAUUACACACGGAGAGGACAAGGAUCAGGAAUAGUUUAUUAGCAGCUCUUACUAUAUGUUUGUACCCACCCAUUUAUUUAUGAUUGACAGACUUUACCAUGUGAAUAAAGUCAUUUUUAGUUACUAAAA